AUGAAGAUCAUACAGCUUCAGCUCUUGGUAUUAAUCUGUUGUCAAGCUGCAGUUUCAGAUCUAUUAACUGAUUUGGGAUCAAAUGUGAUCAUAAACUGUGAUCUUGAUGAAAAUGAGGUUUAUUGGAUUUUACUGAAAACACCAGAUCCUCCGACAGUGAUUCUACGAUCAUUCUCAACACCAAAAUCACCUUUUUACUUCAAUAAAACAUUCAGAAACAAAUAUUCAGUGCAGUUUAAACAUCGUCUGGUUAUUAAUAAUGUGACUGCUGAUGAAUUAGGAGUUUAUUACUGUAUGAACACAGAAACACCUCCAAAACUCAGCAACAGCACCAGACUGCACUUCAAUGAAACUCAACUAACUGAGUGUCACAAUCAUACAGUGCUGGAGGAGUUUAUUGAUCAGAAUCAGACACAAUGGCAGAUUAUUAUCAUCAUAUCUGCUCUGAUGAACGGGCUUCUGCUCAUUCUGCUGAUCGGUGAUUCAUUAGUUUUUGCUGCUGAAAAAACAGAACGGAUGGAAAAACAUGUAUAUGAUGCUGAUCUGCAGUCGACACAAGUUACGUAUCAGCCUCAAGACGCAAAACUUUUACAAGUACGCCGCGGCGGUGGACUUUACUAUAACAAAUAG
This is a messenger RNA of Sinocyclocheilus anshuiensis, 630 nucleotides long. RefSeq lists its product as uncharacterized. The record is from RefSeq and is a predicted model, not a curated record. The transcript is spliced from 5 exons. The coding region runs from base 1 to 630 and encodes 209 amino acids. Lineage: Eukaryota; Metazoa; Chordata; Actinopteri; Cypriniformes; Cyprinidae.